GGUGGUGGGGGGUAUGAUUAUGCAUAAAAACAAACAACAAGUAGCGCUGCAGCAAAACAUAUAGCGGUAAAUGAACGCACACAAGUACGAAAACAAGUUUCAACGCCGCAAAAAUCGUACAAUUGGCCGCCAUGGAGUUCAUUAGCCAGUUCAUUCGAUUGGCGAGCGGACGCGCCACCGGAUUCAUCCCAAUCCUGCAGAGAAAUCGGUUUGGAAUCAACCAAACACAAUCUUUAAUCGAUCAACAGGCAUAUAGCACCAUGGACACCACAAUUCACUCAGCGGGCAUUGCCGAGAUCCACCAAGUUCCGAUGAACGUCAUCCAGAGACCCAUACCAUCCGUUCUGGACGAGAAGAAGGUGCAAUCCCUGAUGGAGACAAUUAAGGGCGAAACAAGCGAGGAUGAGGUGCCCCCCAUCGACCUGUUGUGGAUCUCGGGAAGCGAGGGAGGCGACUAUUACUUCAGCUUCGGUGGAUGCCACCGGUUCGAGGCAUACAAACGACUCCAGAAGGAGACGAUCAAGGCGAAACUGGUGCGGUCAACUUUGGGGGACCUGUAUCACUACAUGGGAUCCAGUGCACCUAAAUAUUUGGCCUGAUCUUUAUACUAAAUUCAUAGCUGUUCUGUUUUCAAGAGCAAAAACCUUUUUCGUUGAUUUAUUUCUUUGAUAAGAGAGUCGUGUUUUUACUUAACGCUGGAUAAAGUUCUAAUUUCACGGCUAAAGCAAUAACAAUAGCUUUAUUCUUUGUUUUGUUUUAAUCAUUAACUUUUUGCUUAUAUGGAGCUUAUCUCUAGGCUCUAAAUUUGUUUAGCUUAUCUUUGAUACAUAAUAUUAUACUUCCAAAUAUAAAACAAUCGAAACAAAAACAGGCUCAGGUGCCUGUUUAAUGUGCCUUUAAAUAAAUACGUACACUUUUUUUAUGACAUAA
This is a messenger RNA of Drosophila eugracilis, 930 nucleotides long. It is a transcript of the gene Srx, whose product is annotated as putative sulfiredoxin. Bases 132 to 599 code for a protein of 155 amino acids. The record is from RefSeq and is a predicted model, not a curated record. The transcript has 3 exons. Gene Ontology annotation, biological process: cellular response to oxidative stress. Gene Ontology annotation, cellular component: cytoplasm. Gene Ontology annotation, molecular function: sulfiredoxin activity. NCBI's taxonomy places the organism in Eukaryota, Metazoa, Arthropoda, Insecta, Diptera, Drosophilidae.